GACAGAAAUGCAGGUACGCACGGGGGGAUGCAACGGCGCCAAAGCUCGGGUGGAAACCACGCCCGCGAGGCCCUGUGCGCCCAUUGGCCACUCCCUGGCCGCGCCCGGCUGCACCCCUGAUCAUUGCCGCCCUAGCGUCAGCUCAAUUUCAACGCUCAGGAACACACAUCCAAUCAGUCGCCUCGCCUGUUUGUAAACGAAGGGAGCGAGUGGGUCACCCAAUUUGGCACCCAUGGCGGCUUUUCCUGCUGCUUGGGGGUCCUUCCAGACCUCCGCCUGCCCAGGCUGCCCUGUUGGCCCUUUCCCCUUACCCCUUCUGGCUGCGCAAACCAAAUUGAUCAGCAUCGUUCAAGGUCACGAUGCUUUGCCUUGCCUGCCCGCCCGCCCGCCCGGGAUCAGUCCUCCCUUUUGGCUUGGCCUCUCUUGUGGCUCCAGCGCCCACUUGAACUGUGCGAGGGCUGAGAGGAUCGUCUCGCCUCGCCUCGCCUCGCCUCACCAGGACAUCGUCGUCAAGUCAUGUACUUCUAGGAAUCCGACAGCCAGGAGUCAGGACAAGCACAUCGGCCCGGCACCUAAUGUCCGGCCCAGACGUUCGUCCCGUCCCCUGGCUUCGAUAUGGACCUUCAACAAGAGAACGGAAAUUCGCGCACCCUCAAUCGGAAGGCGCGCACCCAUUUGCUGACUAAGAAGUAUAGAAUACAAGAUGACUUCUUCUCGAAGGGCUGGCUGGGGUGAAGGGGGCGAGCCCCGGAGCGCGAAGCAUAGCGGAGGGCCGUGAGUAGGGCCGGUAGGCACGACCCGAGUUCCCAGAGGACCAACCCGCCCUGUUUGUGGUCCCUUAAUUGUGAAGAAGCCUUAUGUGUUGAAGUUGUGAAGACUUUAAGGUCCUGUGCUCUGAUUGGUUGAAUAGUAGGGAGGGUGCGUGCCUUCCGAUUGAGGGUGCGCGAAUUUCCGUUCUCUUCAACAAAACCAAUAGAACAAAGACUCUGCCGCCGGUGGCCACCCAUGGCUGCCAGGCCAGGCCAGCUGCGCCCUUCGGCUCACUGCCUGCUUGGGGGCCGCCUCCCCUCGUGUUGCAUGCGUCGCCGCUGACCCGCCCAGCCUGCCAGCCAGUCAGCCAGUCCAGCCAUUCCGGUCAUGGACCCGAGUCCAGACCAACCCAUACGUCCCGCUCACCUGGUUCAACAGCUUGGUUGCAUGGGCUCGCAUUGGAUGGCGGCGUUGAGUCCUCCUGCAACUGCAACGUCACCGCACUGACGUGUUUGGCAAACAUGCGAGCCAGGAAAAACUCUU
Messenger RNA from Diaporthe batatas, 1293 nucleotides. RefSeq lists its product as uncharacterized. The coding region runs from base 233 to 682 and encodes 149 amino acids. NCBI's taxonomy places the organism in Eukaryota, Fungi, Ascomycota, Sordariomycetes, Diaporthales, Diaporthaceae. The transcript has 2 exons. The record is from RefSeq and is a predicted model, not a curated record.